AGUAACAAAAUACCAGCGGCUACCUCUUCCAGCAUUUGAGGGGCGUUACACGCCUCUUUUUUAUUGCCCCACCGAUGAGUACACAGCAUGGAAGUGGCGAUUUGUAAGACAGAUCUGUCUGCAACAAAAUUUAUGCUGCCCCCAGCGCUGCCAGCCGCAGCGGCAAUCGCAACAACAACGGCAACGGCAACUACACACUCCUUCCUUGACAGGGCGGUGCACUUCAACGAACUCCUCAAUUUCAACGCGGGACAACACCUGUUUAAAACUAGCUGCAAUCCCAACUCCUUCUCGAACAACAGCAGCAACAGCAGCAACUGCAGCAGCAGCAGCAACAUGCGGCUCAAAAAGAACAGAAAAGUCACAUUUCUGUCCAGCCUAGUUGAGUCCACCACAAAGUAUAUUAAAGAGGAACCGGUUAAUGGCUGCAAAGAUUUGACUGUAUGCAGUUUAUCGGAUAUUUCAGAUCAUGAAGCUUCGCUGGGUAAGUAA
Drosophila novamexicana is the source of this 492-nucleotide messenger RNA. RefSeq names its product ETS-like protein pointed. The record is from RefSeq and is a predicted model, not a curated record. The coding region runs from base 88 to 492 and encodes 134 amino acids. NCBI's taxonomy places the organism in Eukaryota, Metazoa, Arthropoda, Insecta, Diptera, Drosophilidae. The transcript is spliced from 3 exons.